Molecule: messenger RNA, 1770 nt
Organism: Alternaria hordeiaustralica
Lineage: Eukaryota; Fungi; Ascomycota; Dothideomycetes; Pleosporales; Pleosporaceae
Exons: 2
Coding region: 1-1770 (589 amino acids)
Biological process (GO): mitotic chromosome condensation
Cellular component (GO): condensin complex
Molecular function (GO): chromatin binding
Source: RefSeq, a predicted model, not a curated record
AUGCCCGAUAAAAUCAACGCGAACAACUCGUGGAACUUCGCCCUCAUCGACUACUUCCACGAAAUGUCCCUGCUCAAAGAGGGAGACGGCGUCAACUUCCAGAAGGCUAGCUGCACGCUAGACGGCUGCGUCAAGAUCUACACCAGCAGAGUCGACAGCGUUGCGACCGACACGGGCAAGCUGCUCAGCGGACUCGCCGAGAAUGUGGGCAAGAAGCGGAGAGGACACGGCGACGAUGCCGAUGGGAGCGACGAGGACGAGGGCGACGGCGAGGAGGCUGAAGCCGGAGAGCAUGGCCAGAAGAAGCGCAAGAAGAGGGCUGCUCGCUCUGCAGAAGCCACGCUCGCGUCGUCCUUUGCCCAACUGCAGAACAAGAAGAUGGAGCUCGAGUUCUCGGUUGAUCCGCUCUUCAAAAAAGCCUCGGCCGACUUUGACGAGGGCGGGGCCAAAGGACUCCUUCUUAACCACCUGGCUAUAGACGGGAGCGGCAGGAUUGUCUUCGACAGCAGCGAUGACGCCAACGAUGCCGCCACCCAAGAUUCACUCCCCACUCAUGACCAUCAACUGGCCCCCGACGCCAUCGAUGUUGACAUAUCCGGCCUGACUGCCAAGUACUUCCACGAUCUUUCCCAGCUCGACCGGCAAGACGUGUGUCCGUCGAUGAAGACGUUCGAUCUCGGCGAUGUGAAUGGCUCUAUGGACCUUCCCUUCCUCAAGGCUGCUGACAACUCCUCCGGUGAAGACGGAGCCAAGCACGGAGACGACAACGCAGGCAGCCAAUCAGGUCUUUUUCUCGGCGACGAUAACCCCAUGGAAUUUGACGACGACCAUGACCUGAAUAUGGGCGGGUUUGAUCUGCCUCCAGAGACGGGCUUUGGCGAAGGCGGGGAGAUCUGGGCUCGUGAGGCUAUCCAGCAUCCACAAGCUCGCAUCCACACCAUGGACCUGAAUGGCGACGAGAACACAGACAGUGCCGACGCUCAGUAUGGCGUGUCCAUGAUGCACGGCCGCGACCAAGAACAAGAGAACAUCCUUAGCUAUUUUGACCAAGCUCUUAAGAAGAGCUGGGCAGGGCCUGAGCACUGGCGCAUCUCACGCGUCAAGCAUUCCGCAAAGACAGCACCGGCGACGAAACGGAAGGAAAGGGAGCCAUUCGAGAUCGACUUCACAGCUCCAAUGACACAGACACUAGCAGAUGUGCUCUACACGCCUGCGACAUCCAACUCCGCGAUAUCUCUACCCAAAGCACAAUGGAAGUCCAGGUCGCGCAACCUUCUCCCAGACGACAAGCACUUCAACUCCAAACAGCUGCUGCGUCUUUUCCUUAAACCCAAGGCGCGUAUGGGCUCACGCAAGGGAGGACGCCGUGCACAUGCACUCCCUGGAGAUUCAGCACGCGUGGACGAAGCAUACUGGGCUGAUCAGGGUCAAGAAGGCGACGGUGACGAUGCACAGGGAAACUACGACGCCGACUUUUUCCAGGAUGAUGGUCUCCAGAUACCUAGUGGCCCUCUCGACGAUGACGAUGUGUUUGCAGAUGCGCGCGAUCACUUCUCGCCGCCGCCUGACGCACCUGAAGCUACACUACCACUCGACGGCAUGCAACCGGGUUCGCAGACCGACGCAUUCGGUGCUCAGCUAGUGACGCAAAGCCGACGAUUUCGGCCUGAAUACGUCCAGUACGCAAGGGUCGCAAAGAAGGUGGACGUGAAAAGACUAAAGGACGAACUCUGGCGGGGUAUCGGGUUCGAUGGCGUAAGUUGUAUCUAG